Molecule: messenger RNA, 2382 nt
Organism: Onychostoma macrolepis
Lineage: Eukaryota; Metazoa; Chordata; Actinopteri; Cypriniformes; Cyprinidae
Gene: tmem45a
Product: transmembrane protein 45a
Exons: 6
Coding region: 276-1109 (277 amino acids)
Source: RefSeq, a predicted model, not a curated record
UGAGAAGACGCACUGAAAAAGAUAAACCACCAAAUCUGGGUUUUGAAACAGCUGGAAAAGUGGAAGAAGUUGCUAAUGAGCAAGUUCCUGAUGGAAUAAAAAGUGACGAUGCUUAAAAGGGAGUCGUGUGAGAAUGUUUGAACGAAUUUAGUAUAUUGUUACAGCAUCAGAUGACAGUCUCUCGAGAAAAAAAAACAUCGACUCUGAGAUUUCUUCUCAAAAUUUCCAAGAAUAUACCCAUUAUUUGGUCAAUCUAUAAGGACAUUUAGGAAAACAUGGGAAGUUUUAAAGGCCAUGCAUUGCCUGGAAGUUUCUUCCUGAUCACCGGCCUGUGGUGGGCUGCAAAGCAGACAUUUUUGUAUGCCACCCGCAGGAAUAAAAGUGCUGGUGCGGGCAGACUUGCUUCUCGAGCUACACAACGGCGUAUAGAAAUCAUAGAAGGAGCUGUCAUUUUAUCGUUUUCUAUUAUUGGUAUGUUAGCAGAGCAGCUUUUAGCAGGUGGUCCCAAGUUUCAGCUGUAUGAUUCUUCCACUCAGCACUGGGAGCAGCUGAUGAACUGGCAGCACACCACCAUGUACCUGUUCUUUGCCAUCGCAGGGGCCAUAUCUCUCACUGUCCACAGCACAGACAUCGCCCCGCUGGCCUUAGACCGGAUGCUGCUGGGUCUUGCUUUCUUUAAUGAGGGAUUUCUGUUUCUUUACCAUCUCCAUGGUAGAGAUACGCUUGAUGUCCAUGUGCACACCCUUCUCCUCUAUGCCAUCUUUGGACAAGCUUUCAUCUGCCUUCUGGAGGUUUUCCACAGAGGGAAUAUUCUACUCGAACUGCUCCGAGCCACUCUCACCAUACUGCAGGGCAGCUGGUUCUGGCAGAUUGGCUUUGUGCUGUACCCACCCAGUCAAGUGAAAUGGGAUCAUACAGACCAUGACAACUCUGUCUUUGUCACAUUAUGCUACUGCUGGCACCUGGCGUUUGCAUUGCUCACUGUAGCUGUAGUUUACUGGUCUGUUCUCUGUGCUGUGCGUUCCAGACUAAGGAGGAUGCCACCCAUGGAAAUGGGGCUUUUGAAACCAAGGGAGAAAGAAGUAGAGUCUGAAGACGAGAUUUUAUGAGUAUUUAUCAUCCUUACACGUUCAUGCCAGCAUCCAAAUACACUUGGACCUGAAUCCAAAGAAAAGUACAGAGACAGAGCGCGAGAUAUGAACAGAGAGGCAUUGUCACUAAAUAUUAGCUCUGUCUUAAUUUCCUGAAGAGCAGAUGGGAGAUGACAAACAGUGACAGUCUUGCUUCCCGAGAUCUGUUUCAUACUAUAACAAGGGACUGUAAGUAAAUCACAAGAACCAUGGUGUUAUAUCUCUCGCUCAUUUUCCCAGUAUGAUCACUCCAGUGAUAGUUACAAGUCUCUGUCCAUGCGGUCUGCUAUCUUGUGUGGUCAUUCCUUUUUUAUUUCACUAAUCCCCAUUUCUUUGAUGCACCUCAGGACCAUCCUAGUCUAAUAAAUUAAUUCAAACUUGAUUAUUUUCCAUACAAGUUUGCUUCAAGUCAGUCAAAUGUGAUGUAUUGAUUAUUUUUUAGUCUUUAUGUACACUUUUUGUUGUCAUUGCAUUGUUUUGCUUUGACGCAAUACUGUGUAAAUUUGAGAUUUUAUUUGUGUGCCUUGUCAGUAUUUUAUAUGUUGUCAACGAAGGACAGAGAAUAUAAUAUUUUUAUCAUGCUUUUAGUGGUACUAUAUGAUCUAUGUGCAAAAAUUGUUAUAUUUGUAUUUUAUAUUUGAAUGCCCGAGGUUUGUAAGACACUUUUUAGUCAAAUGAAUUAUGCUUUUGUAUUUUCUUGACAGCCAUAAUUCCUCAGCUAGUGUGCUAUGUUCAUUUGUGCCAUAGUAUUCUUUGCCUUGCUUGAAAAAAAGGCCAUUGUAUGUGGAAUUUUGAAACUAUAGUAUCUUAUUCCAUGCAUUUAUUGAUCCAUUUAAUUUAACUUGAUAAGUAAAUUUUUUUCCAAUAAAAUAUUUUAUUAGUGCAUAACAGUGUGCAGUAACUGUGUAUUAACAUUAAAUGAUUUUUAUUUGCCAUGUGUUGGUAUUUUUUCCCAUAAGUCAUAAGUAGCACGUGUAUAUUUGUAGCAAUAGCCAACAACACAUUGCAUGGGUCAAAAUGAUCAGUUUUUCUUUUAUGCCAAAAAUCAUUAGGAUAUUAAUUAUUAAGAUUAUGUUCCAUUAAGAUAUUUUGUAAAUUUCCUGCCACAAAUACAUCAAAAACUUAAUUUGAUUAGUAAUAUUGCUAAGAACUUCAUUUAGUCAACUUUAACGGCGAUUUUCUUCUUUUUGCACCCUUAGAUUCCAGAUUUUCAAAUAGUUGCAUCUCAGCCAAAUAUUGUCAUAUCCUAACA